Capronia coronata CBS 617.96 is the source of this 279-nucleotide messenger RNA. RefSeq lists its product as uncharacterized. The record is from RefSeq and is a predicted model, not a curated record. The annotation marks the transcript as partial. Lineage: Eukaryota; Fungi; Ascomycota; Eurotiomycetes; Chaetothyriales; Herpotrichiellaceae. The transcript is spliced from 3 exons.
CUGCAUCUCCGUGUCCUGGCCGUUUCCGCUGUCCUUGCUGGCAUCAGCUCCGCGCAGUCACUGGCCGGGCUUCCAAGCUGUGCUACCACUUGCGUGACCGACUCCCUGCCAGCGUCUUGCAACCUCGACCCAUCAUGCAUCUGCGCAUCUGACUCUUUCAUCAACGGCAUCGCCUGUUGCGUCUUCAACGCCUGCGAUACCAGUGAUCAACAAGCUGCUCUGACCUAUGCGCACGGCAUCUGCGAUCCUGUCGGUGCAUCAUCCCGCCUGGUACGUUCU